Messenger RNA from Biomphalaria glabrata, 6862 nucleotides. Its product is annotated as phospholipid-transporting ATPase ABCA3-like. Gene Ontology annotation, cellular component: membrane; intracellular membrane-bounded organelle. The record is from RefSeq and is a predicted model, not a curated record. Bases 449 to 5755 code for a protein of 1768 amino acids. The transcript is spliced from 26 exons. Gene Ontology annotation, biological process: lipid transport; transmembrane transport. NCBI's taxonomy places the organism in Eukaryota, Metazoa, Mollusca, Gastropoda, Planorbidae. Gene Ontology annotation, molecular function: lipid carrier activity; ATP binding; ATP hydrolysis activity.
ACAUCACAACCGCGGAAAAGUUAUUUCAAAAUAAAAGAAUUUUAAUCAAGAUCUUGUAUCUAUCUAGAUCUAGAUUAUAGAUCUAUAUCAUCUAGAUUUAUAUAGAAAAUCUAGAUCUUAAUUAGAAAUAGAUUCAAUCUAGAUUAGUUCAUAAGUCUACAUCCAUAUACUAGUAAAUAGAUCUAGAUCCUAUCUAGAUCUAAACUCGAUUCUAUUAGAUUGCCAGACAUUUAGCCUAGAUCUCGAUCAACUUAGACUACUAGACUCUUUAGUUACUGAAUCAAGUGAAUCUAAUCAAGACUAGAAAUACAAUACUCUAGAUUCUAGAUCUAUCUAGUAAUUAGUACUAGACUAGUAUUAUAAUUAUACUAGAUCUAGAGUCUAUAUAGAUCUAGAUCUAUAUAAGUAUCUAUAAACUAUAGAUCUAGAUAAGAAAUUACCGCAAAGAAUGGGAUUUUUCAAAGAACUGUGUUUGCUUUUGUGGAAGAACUGGUUACUACAAAAAAGGAAACCGUUUUUGGCCGCCUUUGAGGUUUUGCUUCCAAUUGUAUUUGCAAUAAUACUUGUAUUAAUCAGACUAGCCACUGAGAGUCAACCAUUUCCUAGGGGAAAAUUUUUUGAGAUCAAACCUUUUUCUGUGCCUCCACCUUUGCCGCUUGCAUUUACGCCGCAAACCACAGAAACUAUUGAAAUCACGAAGUACUUAGUUAAAAUAAUACGCAAAGACUUCGAGAGAUUCGGCCAAUUGAGCAAUGCAUUUGAAAGUGAUGAUGCAUUCAUUGAUGAGUACAAAAUUAAAGUUCUAUCACUGCUGAAUAAUACUAAUCAUUCAGAGUUAGCUGUAGGAUACAGCACUGAGGAAGAAGCCCUGAGAAAUGGAGUCUUGAAUUAUUUAUUAGUGUUUUCCAAUGUGAACGGCAGUAUCCAUCACUUACCGUGGGACAUCAAAGUUACGUUAAGACCACAGAGUAGCUUUUAUGGCUGGAGAACACAGUUUACCUACCCUUUUUUUCAGAGAAAUUCACCACGAAUCGAAGAUGGAGAUCCUAAUUAUGAGGACUCAUAUUUUAUCUAUGUUCUUUACCUUGUGGGUAAAGCGGUAACAUUGUACUGGAUGAAUGAAAUUGGAAGUAACACAGAUGAUUUGCUGAAUUUUGGUGUGUACACACAGAGGAUGCCUUACCCUCCAUACACAGAGGAUCCGAUGAUCAUUGUUAUACAGAAACAGUUACCAUUGUUUAUUGUAUUGAGCCUCAUUCUUAGUGUGGUUAUGAGCACAAAACAUUUGGUUUAUGAAAAAGAAAAACAAGUGAAGGAGUCAAUGAAACUGAUGGGCCUGUCAUCAUCAGUCCACUGGAUUUCUUGGUACAUUACAUUUUCAUGCUAUUUGGUUCCUGCCAUGGCUGUCUACACAAUUCUCUGCUGUGCUUCUUUAACAAAAAAUGGAUCAGUUAUUGGCAAAACAGAUGCAAGCCUUUUGUUUGUUUUCUUUCUGUGCUAUAUUGUUGCUGUGAUUUCCUUUAUUUUCAUGGUUAGCACAUUUGUACAGAAAGCUAAUACUGGUGCAACUGUAUCUGGAGUUCUGUUUAUUGGAUUCUUCUUCAGUUACUUUUUUAUUCAACGCAAUUAUGAAAACUAUACCAUGAAUACCAAAAUAUACAUGUCAUUUUUGUUCAAUGUUGCCAUGGCUUUAGGAGUUAACAUCAUUGGUAUCUUUGAAGGAACAGGUGAAGGGGCUCAGUGGAGUAACUUUCAUAAACCUGCCACAGUUGAUGACAACUUGAGCUUGUUGGCAUGCAUGUUCAUGCUGCUGGUAGAUUCUGGCAUUCACUUUAUGAUUUGUUGGUACUUGGACAAUGUCAGACCAGGGGAAUUAGGUAUUCCUAAACCAUUUUAUUUCUGCUUUACAAAAUCCUAUUGGUUUGCUGAAAAAGUCCCAACUGAAUCAUUUGAUAGAAAUAUGAAUCUGAACCCCAAAUACUUUGAGAGAGAACCAUUAUUGAAUCCUGGUAUACAGAUAUUUGAUUUAAGAAAGACCUUUGGUGUUAAUGUAGCAGUAAAAGGAACAUCUCUGAAUAUGUAUGAAGGUCAGAUCACUGUCUUGUUAGGCCACAAUGGAGCAGGAAAAACAACAACAAUGUCCAUGCUUACUGGGUUCAUCCCACCAACCAGUGGGACAGCCAUAAUCAAUGGAUAUGACAUACGCAAAGACAUUGUUGGAGUUCGUAAAAGUUUAGGGGUAUGCCUCCAGCACAAUAUAUUAUUUGAUAUUAUGACAGUGAGAGAACACCUGACAUUCUUUGUGAAGUUGAAAGGUUAUACUAGUCCCAACAUUGAUGCAGAAGUUAUUAGCAUGGCAGAAGAUGUGGGUCUAGCAACAAAGAUUGAUACAGCAUCAGCCAAUUUGUCUGGCGGUCAGAAGAGAAUGUUAUCAGUUGGCAUUGCAUUAAUUGGUGGCUCUAAGAUUGUAUUCCUUGAUGAACCUACAGCUGGCAUGGAUCCAGCGGCUAGACGUCAGACUUGGAAUGUCCUUCAGUCUGCCAGACGUGGACGUACAAUUGUGUUAAGCACGCACUACAUGGACGAGGCUGAUUUACUUGGGGACAGGAUCGCCAUCAUGGCUGAAGGAGUUGUCAAAUGUUGUGGAAGUUCAUUGUUUCUCAAGAAACUUUAUGGUGCUGGCUAUCAUCUAGUUAUUGUCAAACAUCCUCAUUGCAAUGUUGGAAAUCUGACAAUUUUUAUUAAAGAAUUCAUCAACACUGCAGAACUUGAAAGUGUUAUCAAUUCUGAAGUCUCUUACAUUUUGCCAGACAAUGAGUCUAGUAAAUUUGCUGUCCUCUUUAACUCACUGGAUGACAAGAAAGAAAUGCUGGGUAUCAUUAGCUUUGGUACUACUGCCACCACCAUGGAGGAAGUGUUUUUAAAGGUCGGAGAUAGUGCUUAUGAUGAAGAUACGACAAACAUACCCAACAAGGCCUCUGACAAGGGUUCGAAUGAGAUUAUUAAUAAUAGUUUAAUAAAUGAAGAUAACAUAGUUAAAAAAGAUAUGGAUAAAAACUUGAGUAAUACUUUAUCUCGUGAUUCCAUCAACUAUAAUGUAAGGAUAAACAGUGAAAACAAUAGGAUAAUGUUCAACAGUAAUCAGUCUUUCAAUUCAGAUCAGCAACUCAUUGGAGAUUCACAAAAAGAUGUCAUUGAUAUAUUGGCUUUCAACAAAACCUUCACCAAAAACCAGGGAUUUGAUUUACAGUGCUCCAGGUUCUUGGGACUUUUAAUUAAAAAAGCUAUUCACACCUGGCGCAACCGGCAUGUCACUGUGACACAGCUGCUGCUUCCUGCCCUUUUCACAAUUUAUGGCCUGGCAAUAGACGAAUCAAGACCUAAGAUAUCUACCCAGCCAAAACUUGUCUAUGACCUUAAACCUUUCACAGAUGUAUUAAUUCCUUAUUCUGUAAGGGAAAGGCCAAGUCAAGAGGAGAAAAAGUUCUUAGACCUCUAUGCAGCACAGUUUCCUAGUUACAGUAAAGAGUUUUUCAAAACAACUGCUUCCUUUUCUUUUUCCAAUUAUACUAUAAGAAGAGCACAAGAGCUUGGAGCCUCAACAUACAACAAGAAGAUGGUGAUCGGUAUGGCACUUAUUGAACCUAAAUUGGAUGAAACUAUGGCUGCUGUUGCAGAAUACAGUGGGCAACCUUACCAUGCACUCCCAGUAUCAGUGAACUAUCUCAUGAACAGCUUUCUUCAGUUCCACACCAACAGUUCCUUCAGUUUUCAGUCCAGUAUCCAUCCACUGCCCAAGGAUGAGUUAACAAGAGCAGAGCUUGAUAGUUUGAAUGCUCGGAUUUCAAGUUUUACAGUGGGAGUUGUGAUCAGUUUUGGAAUGGCUUUCCUGACUACUUUGUUUGUCUACUUCCCCAUCAAGGAAAGACAGAUUGGGUCUAAACACAUGCAAGUGAUGUGUGGAAUCAGACCUUUUUCUUUCUGGCUGCCAACUUUUACUUGGGAUUAUAUCAAUUACAUGAUACCAAGUCUGUUUCUACUGGUUGUUUUCGCUUCCUUCUCCAAGACUGCCUACACUGGCGAUGGACGAUGGGGUCUGGUCAUUCUGAACCUGGCUGCCUAUGGUUGGUCGGUGCUACCAUUUAUGUAUGCUCUACACUUUGCCUUUCAAACCCCUCCUAGUGGUGUAGUGUUUGGUAUCGUGAUCAACAUUUUCUCAGGGUUGAUUACAACAACCACAGUGUUCAUCCUUCAGCUUCCUAAUCUGAAAACUGAACAUAUUGCUGCAAACCUUGACAACUUAUUUAAGGUCAUAUUUCCUAACUAUAACAUGGCCACAGCAUUCAUCAGUAUCUAUACAAAUUAUCUCAAUCACAAGUCUUGUCUCCCCAUUUUAAAUGAUCCUAGUGGAAAAUGUAAUUCUCCUUGCUGUCCAGCCAUUUGCAAAAAGAAAUUUCAAUAUUGUAUUGAAUUUCAAGAGAAUUAUCUGGCAUGGGAUAAACCUGGUAUUGGAUCAUAUCUUGUCUUCAUGACUGCUCAAGGAUUCCUCUUCUUUGUUCUUGUGUUUCUUAUAGAGUAUCACAUCAUCCAACAAAUAUGGAGUUAUUUAUGGGGGAUGUUUGUAUCAGAUUCAAUAGGACCAUCUCCUGUUCAUUUACCAAGGAAGAAUGAAGAUAGUGAUGUGGCCAAUGAAAGGAGGAGAAUAAAUUUAAAUUCAGUGUCAGUUUUAUCAGAAACAGAUGCAUUACUUCUAGUCAACCUAACCAAACACUAUGGGAACUUGAUAGCAGUAGAUCACAUCUGUCUGGGUGUACCUGAACAGGAAUGUUUUGGUCUGUUGGGGCAGAAUGGUGCUGGGAAAACUACAACUUUUAAAAUGUUGACUGGUGAUGUGAUGGUGACUGAAGGAAAUGCUUACCUGAAAGGUUUUGAUAUCAGGAGUGAUAUUAGAAACGUCCAAGCCAACAUGGGUUACUGCCCUCAGUUUGAUGCUUUAAUUGAUCAGAUGACUGGAAGAGAAACAUUAUACAUGUAUGCCAGACUUCGUGGUGUGCCAGAAAAACAUAUCUCGAAUGUAGUCAACAAUUUAAUUGACCUUUUAAUGUUUUGGCCACAUGAAAACAAACUGGUAGGAGCUUAUAGUGGAGGCAACAAAAGAAAGUUGAGCACAGCAAUAGCUCUAAUCGGAGACCCUCCAUUUAUUAUGUUAGAUGAACCUUCUGCUGGUAUGGACCCUAAAGCUAGAAGACAACUUUGGAAUGUUUUAUCUCAAGUCAGAGCUUCAGGACGUACACUGGUCUUAACUUCUCACAGUAUGGAGGAAUGUGAUGCCCUCUGUACACGUAUUGCUAUUAUGGUGAAUGGUAAAUUCAUGUGUCUUGGAAGUCCUCAACAUUUGAAAAACAAAUUUGGUCAAGGUUACACAUUGAUUGUCCAGCUUGGGACUUUGCCAGAUGGAACCAUAGCACCAAAUGAACCAGUUGUGGAUUAUAUUUUAGAAAAUUUCCCUGGUACAAAAGUGUUUGAUGACCAUCAAGGCUACAUUCACUUUCAAGUUCCAGAUACCAGGGUCAGACUGGCUGAUGUGUUUACACUGAUGGAAACCACAAAACUCAAUUUAAAUGUUUCAGACUACUCUGUCCACCAGACCACACUGGAGCAAGUCUUUUUGACAUUCACUAAAGGGCAAGUGGUACCUAUAGAGGAGAUGGAUGCCAGUCAGCUCAAAAAAAAUGUUUUUUUUAUUUUUAAUUAAAAAUAAUGUUUUCAUUUACAUUAAAAUUAGUGAUUGGGUCUGUAGAGAAUAGGAUGUGAAUUAAUGCCUUUAACUUUUAUUUUACUCACAUGAUUACUUGUAAUUUAAGGUUUCAGAGGUUAUUAAUAGCCUCUUUGCUAUAAGUAUCUAGGUAACCAUAGCUGUUGACCUUACAAAAUUGUCUUUCUCAUGUAUAAUGUUGUGCAUUAUUUCUAUCUUCAAUAAAGAAAUAUUGGUAUUUUUGUUUGUUUGAAAUGCUAGAUCAAUACAUGCUAAUCUAACUUAAGAUAAUCAUUUUAUCUUCAAGAUCUUACCUAAUCUUUAUUCUAGUAUCCAAGUGAAGAUGCUAACACUAUUUUGUUCUUGGGUAUACAUUCAAAGCAAAAGGUAACUGGCACUGGUGAGCAAAUAUCUUGCAGAAUUGUCUAUCCUUCACCUUUGUGGAAGUGUGCUUUGCUGCCAUCCUCAGCCCCCCCCCCCCCCCCCUCAGUCAAUCAAUGGCCCUCUAUGUGUUAGUGUUUUCUUUGUGUUGUUUGCCUCUUUCCAUUUCCUAAUACUCUCAUUUCUUUUAAACUAUCUUAACGAAUCAAUUAUCCUGAAUAAAAUGCUAUCCACAUCAGACCCCACCCCCCACCCUGCAUAAUGAUUCUGAACUGUGUUCAACAGGCUAAUUCUCAAAUAAGACCAAGUUCAACAGAAUAUACUCAGAAUUAUAAAGUGGGUUAUAAAAUCCCACUCUUUCAAGGUCUUGUAAAAGAUAUCAAUACAAUGGUCUUUAGCAAGCCUAGUGAAAAUCAGACUCUAGACUUUCUUUCCCAGUCCAGACAAGAAUAACACAGUUCAUCUGAUUUUGCUUUUCUGUCUUUUUGUCAUUUGACUAGACUAACAAGACAUAGAAAGUAUUUUUGUAUCUGUCAGUGCUGACCCAAGUUUUUAGAGAACCAAAUAUUGUAUGUGAUACUACAGAUUCAGAAGUCAAAUCUAAACAAAUCAUUUGAUUGCUAUACAAACACAAUUCUAUGAAAGUGUCAGAAACAUGUUUCUUUUUAGAAAUGUAAUACAGGUAUACCAAACCUAGUCUAGGCUGACAAUAAAGUAAGAGAAAUA